AUGGCAUCCGGCAGCCUGCUGGAUGGCCUGCACUUUUCGCGCUCCCUCGCCGAUGAGGAUGCAGCUGGGGCUUCUCCACGACGGAAGGCCGGUACGGAAUCCCCAGAUUCAGUGGCGAUCCAAGACAUCAAGAAGCUCGAGAAGGACGGCGACGGUGUCACCUACCUCGUCGACUCCCUGACGGCCGAGUCACGACCUCGGGGGGAGCUUGGCUCGACACAGCCAAUGGAGACGAUGGGGCAGUUUGUCCUAUGUCAACGAGCAUGGUACCGGGCGAUGACGGACUUGAAUGCCGAGCUGAAGUUGCCCGACAUGAUCCUAGCGGAGCAGCUGUUGAACAAUGCCGGGCUCACCAAAGACCAGAAGCUCAUGAUCCGAACGGUCCUGCAAGGCGACAUGAUGUUCGACAAGGCAACCGAGGAGCUGAUUUCUCAGCACCCUCGGAUACACGAGCGAGCCCAAGGACAUCCAGGUCUACACCGCCGGCCCUUUGGAGAUCACCGAGUACAACUAGGAGCACAUCGAGGGUUACCAAAGGGUCCGAAGGGCAAGGGGAUGCACUAUCCCGGAAAGCCUCGGUCCUCUGGAUAUGCAGCAGAAGUCGAAGGACAUCCCACUGAGGAGGACUACGUCACCGAGGAGCUCGAUUACCAGGACGACGACCCCACCGAGCACCUCGUGUACCUCGCGGAAUGGGGCUUGGACUUGGAGGAUCCCGAGGCUUGCGGAAGUGAUCCAAGCCCACGAAGAGGCCUACUUCGCUGGCAAGGCUGCGCGGCAAAAGGGGCACGCUGGCUUCCACAACGGGUUGUCUGGCUCGACAACCUGCAGGCGUUGUGGAGCUGUGGGUCAUGGGAGUGGAGACACGAUAUGUCCACUCCAAAAGGGCAGAUUCGCAAAGGCCAGCACGUCUUCUACGAGCACCGCGGGCACUUCUUCACCCCCUGGCAAGAGUGGAAUCAGUUGCUCCAAGCUCUUGGACCUGCCCACCACGCUACGCCACCACUGCCAGACCUUCAGUAUGGCUCCACCUCCGACCGCACAGCGGGAGCCAUGGACGUCACCUACUACAAGACUAAGACCAGAACAAUGCGGAGCAUGGACGUCAUGUACUACUUCAUCAUCGCACUACGUCAGCUGGAUCCAACGCCCACUACCACCAGGUAA
This is a messenger RNA of Symbiodinium sp. CCMP2592, 1167 nucleotides long. NCBI's taxonomy places the organism in Eukaryota, Dinophyceae, Suessiales, Symbiodiniaceae. The record is from the annotation of a GenBank genome assembly.